AUGCUAAACUACAAUCAAUUAUGCGGAAAACCUUCUCAUAUGAAUUUAAGUCGUACAGACGAACAGAGAGCGGCGGCUUCUUUACAUGCAUUAUCGCAAAUGUCUACACAUCACAUGCCCCGAUCAUCACCGUCUCCUGUUCAACUCGCCGUCUCACACACAUCACCGGCAUUACAGCAAUUAGUAAUGGGAUACUUUGCUAAUUCUAGACAAGAGAGUCAAGUAGAAAUGGAAGUAUUUAGAAAUGUUCGUCAUGGAAGUAAAAUGAUAUGUGGACAAAUGAUUGAAAAUAAAUCCAUCUGUGCCGUACGUGUUUUGUUUGUAGAUGGAGUGAUGCUGCAAAAACUAAAAACACUUGCAUUGCAGCGUAAAUCUUCUACAUAUUCAUUACCUCAAUCAUCAUCAUCAUCAUUAUCAUUAUCGCCUCCUCUUCGUUCAUCCUCUAUCGCUUCUCCCUCAAUUAAUCAAAUGGGUUUCUCCGGGUGUUCUACAGAUAAGACACCAGAUGAGAUGAAAGGUGAAGAGUUUUAUGGGGAUGUAAGUAAAGUACGUGAAGUUGAUAAAACAUUACCUUUUCAACCAGAAAGUAAUGAGAAAAAGGGGGAGGAACAACAACAACAUCAUCAUCAUCAUCAUAAUAAUGAUAAUGAUAAUGAUAAUGGUGCUACUCAUCUUGUACGUGAAGGGAGUGAAGCUCUAGAGCAGUGUCUAACACGUGAUUUCUUUCAAAUAAUUCAGAGGAAACUUGAAAAGAAAUUACUCUCCAUAUCAGAUGGAGAACAAGUAGAAGAAAUGAUGGGUGAGGAUGCUGUGAGGAAGGCAAAAAGAUAUUGUCUGAGUUCAACCAACUCUUUUAGAACAGAGGAAGAAAAAAAGAGUGUGGAAGAUCUUAUUAGUCCAGAUGCUGGUCAUCGUCGUAGAAUGGCAACACUCUCAGAGAAUGAAUUAGUAGCCUUUAAAAGAAAUUCUUUACUUCCUCCUGGAAGUCCACUAUUAGUAUCUAAUUUAGAGGAUGAUGAAAAUAUAACAACUCCUUUCAUAGAUGAGAGGGUAUUUAAUGCAGAACCUACACAAAAAAACUUAUCCGGUAAUUGUUCUCCUAUUAUAAAUGAUCAUAUGGAAGGUGAUGAAACGAAUAAUGAUGCGAUGGCUUGGCGACUUCCUAUUUUGGGGAUUGCCGUAUUUCCAUUAUAUCCUGAAAAUAAUGAUUUACUUAGUUUAUCCACAUCCUUAACUCCAAUGGCAGCUGUUGGGGAACGGUGUCUGCCCCCUAAAGCCCCUUCUACUACUACUACUACUACUACUACUGCACGACGGCGUUCUGUUCGAGAGAAAGUAUUACCACCAAAGUCCUUAACAAGAUCCAAUACAGCGUUAGCAGAUACUUUACGUUCUAAUCAUAGUAGAUUUUUAGCUUCCCCAAACUUUAAAUCCCUUUCUAAUGCUUUUAAUACAGCUUCACGUUUAGGUGGUAUAUUUAAUGCUGGUAAUGAAACGAAAAAGAAUGCUUCUGAAGAACCUGCUUCUAGUCGAAGUUUUAAUCGUAUUAAAGAUAGUCCUCCAAUAGAUCUUAAUGUCUCAGGAGAGUGUAGUGGUGGUGUUGGUAGAGUUAGUCCAUCACCGCGUGGAGCUCCUUAUUCGAAAACUUCACCAUUAUUUGCAAUUGCCAUGUCUAUGCCAUUAAUCCCACAAGGUAGUGUAGCGAAUGUGUUUAGUGAAUGGAUUGAAUCCAGUCAUCCUUCAUAUUUAUUACGUGAAACUGCUAUUCGAAAUGUUAUUUAUGCUGUUCUUCAACACUUAGCAUCUCUACAUCGUCAAGGGAGAGUUCAUGGAAGCGUUAAGGCAACAAAUGUUUUUGUUAGAGCACAUGUAGUAGAGACUUUAUCUUCUUUAUCUAGUAAACAGGCAGCUACUACAGUAGCAUCUAUGAAUACCGGUGGUGGGGCUAGAUCUACCAAUACAACUGGUGGAAAAGAUGUUCAUGCUGGCAAAAACCGAAGUGAAAACACUAGUGAUAAUAAUAAUAAUAAUAAUAAUAAUAAUAAUAAUAAUAAUAAUAAUAAUGAUAAUUCUAAUGAUAAUUAUAAUAGCCAUGGAGAUGGAAGUGAUGUGAGUGAUAUUAGUGGAAUAGAUAUGAUUGGUGUAAGGACAGGAAUGAAUAGUGGUGGAGGCAUGAUGGGUACUGCUGCUGCUGCUGCUGCUGGUGCUGGUAGUGGUAGUAGUCUCUUAGUCACUGUCCCAACUACUACUACUGCUACUACAACUAUAGAAGGACGUUGUCUUGGAUCUAUAGAUCCAUUAGAAUCUUUAGAAUGGCUUAAACACGUUGUACUUGCAGAUGGAUAUUAUGAACAAGUAGAAGAAGCACUGAUUGCCUCUCUCGCAGAAGAGAAGUCAUCCCCAUCUACAGAUGUCAUUUCUACAGGUCCUCCUACGCGUAGUGAUACGACUAAAACAACCUCAUCUAACUCAACGGUAACUCCACUUUGCUUAAGUGCUGUACAAACAACAGAGACAAUUCAAAGUUUGAAGGAAUUACAUAUUUUUAAAGUGGAAGAACUUGAAUAUGUACCACCACCAGAGUGUAUUAUGCGUGAAAACUCUUCUACUGCUAAUACUACUACUACUACUACACCUCAUAAGAGUAUGGAUUCCUUGACAAGUGAAAUGAAAAUGAAAAAAUCUUUUACUACUUCCAUAAUGGAGAAUACAAAAGUCCAACCUUUAUUUCGACAAACCUGUAAUACACGAAAUCCCCGUUGUUUACUAACACCUGCGUAUGAUAUUUGGAUGGUUGGGAUGUUGGCUAUACACUUAGCAGAGGGUGGGUGUCCAUGGUGGAUGAAGUUACAUCAAAGACCACAACCUAGAUUACGUCGGGAUCCGUGGACGUUGAAGUUCGCCUCAUUUGUACGGCGGUGUCUCUCUGCAGAUCCCACACAACGUCCAUCUGCAGAGGAAUUAUUAAAAGAUAAAUGGUUUCAUAGUGCUUUAUUAGAUCAAACAGGAGGUAAUAGUGGAGGAGGAGGAGGUGGACUCUCCUCUAUGUUUCCUUCUGCAGUUUCCCAACAACAACAACAACAACAAGUGUUACCACAACAUGGGAGUUCUACUUUUUCAUGUGCUGUACGUCCAUGUAGACGAGCGUUUAUUGAUAUUUUGUUAGAAUAUAAUGAGUAUGCAGAAGAAUCUAUUGUGCGGCUUACACAAGCUGCUGCUGCUGCUGCUUCUUCCGAUAACGAUGUGUUGCAGAGCAAACCUUCUUCUUUAAGUUUGAACAAGAACAGUAAAUCUUCAUUUAGUGUAUCUAUGAGUGGAAAGGAACCACAUGAUUUAGCAAUAACUAAUUCCAAAGAAUCUGUUGGUGCACGACUUUUUUCUUCGAAUAGUAAAACUACUUCCAGCAGCACAAUUACCAGAAACAGUAAUAGAAGUGAUAGCCGUCGGUCUACGAGUAGUAAUAGUUUUAGCAUGAAUGGCACAUUAUCAAAUCACAGCGUGAAAAGCGCCGAUGAUGAUAAUGAUUUUUAUGAUUAUGAUUAUGAUGACCAUUAUGAUCAUAAUCAUAUAGGAAGAAAAGCCGACAAAAAAGGGAAUGAUGAUAAAAACUCCAUGAUAUCUCGUCAAUUAAAACCCUUUUUCCUCGGCGCCGUCGGUGUAGCUUUAGAAACAUGCGACGAUGAAGUUCCAUUAAGGAAUGAAAAUACUGAAAUGGAAACAUAUGAAAGUGUGGCCUCACAUAUAAAUAGUGGUAUACACGAACCACAUCCAUCCCUACCAUUUAAUACGGCCUCCAGAGAGGAAUGUUUUGUUUCUUAUGAGAAACAACGAGAUUUAAUGAGUGCUAUUUUACAAGCCUUUUGGAAUAUGCACAGAGAAUGUCGAUUGGCAGCAGAUGUUUGGUGUGUGAGUUUAAUACGGCACAUGCGAUUAGAUGGAAGAACAAUGGAUCUUGUACUUCCACUCAUUACGGAGGAGACUUUACCAUUCUUUGCCCUCACAGAAAGUGAUGUGAACCACACCCAUACAGGUGGAAAUGGAAAGAUAUCAAAUACAAAUCCUAUUCUAGGCUCUACAAGUGUAACAAACACAACUACAAACACAACAGCAGCAGCAGCAGCAGCAGCAGCAGCAACAACAAUAAUAAAUGCGGCUCUUGGUGGAGGAACGGGCGCUAUUCCAACAGGUGGAAAUGGAGUGGGAUCACAAGAUAUACGUGGGACUACAGUUACUACUACGAAUACAAAUACGAAUAUUAAUAUUAAUAAUACUACUACUACUACUCCUGCUGCUGCUGCUAUUUCGGCUUCGGCUACUCCUGUGGCCGCUGCUCUUUCUCAACCGCAGAUCAUUGUGGAUGUAAACCCAACGGCUUUCCAUAACUAUAUGCUUUGUAAGUGGUGUGUCACUACUUCUUGGGCUUUGCAGCAGGAGAAGAGAAAUGAGAUUGUUCGUGAGGGGAAGCGAUAA
Messenger RNA from Trypanosoma theileri, 4470 nucleotides. RefSeq lists its product as uncharacterized. The transcript has a single exon. The record is from RefSeq and is a predicted model, not a curated record. Bases 1 to 4470 code for a protein of 1489 amino acids. NCBI's taxonomy places the organism in Eukaryota, Euglenozoa, Kinetoplastea, Trypanosomatida, Trypanosomatidae.